ACUUUCACUUUCGGGAAUCUGGGCGGGUCCUUAUAAGCAGGAGCUUUGGUGACACAAUAACCACGCUGACAGCUUUCAUUCCAGUCUUCCAUUCCUGUAACCAGACCCUUUAACUCCUUGUGAGUCUGGGAUUAUACUGUUGUAGGAGUUCCUGGGUCUUCUGUCUUCAUACCUCCAUGGGAUCCCGUGUCACAAUGUCUUGGUGGAUGUUACUGCUUGUCCUAUGUAACCGCUACUGCCAGAGUGAAGAAAUUUCAUGUGGAAUCACAGAGUAUGAGAAAGAUGGCAGAUGCUGUUCACUGUGCAUGCCAGGACUCAGACUAGAUAAAGAUUGUACAGAGAGCAGUGAAACGUUAUGUGUGGCCUGCGAAGAUGGGGAGUAUCAAGAUAAGUGGAACCGAGAAGAAUAUUGUCUCCCCCACCAUAAUUGUGAUGAAAAAUUAGGAUUUCAGAAGAUAAGCGAGGGGACAGAUACGAAAAAUGUCGACUGCGUUUGUCAAGAUGGCAAGCAUUGCUCCAGCCAACAAUGUGAGACUUGUGUGUUGAAUAAUCUCUGCGCUAUAGGAUUCGGAGUCACACGGAAAGCUGAAAGAUAUUCAGACACUGAGUGUGCACCAUGUCAAAAUGAAACCUUCUCUAAUGUUGCAUCGGACACAGAGCCCUGUAAGGAUUGGCAAAGCUGUGCUAGAUCACAACUACAAAUCCUUCCAGGAACUGACAGAACUGAUGUUGUCUGUGGUCCUCGUCCAAAAAAAAACAGUACUUGGAUUUAUAUUGUGGUGGUCCUGUUAGUCAUCAUUGGUCUGGUACUAACCUUCUUUUUUAGAAAGAGACGAAAAGUAAAGAAGGUCAAGGUGAAACAUGAAAUACAGGAGCCACCCGAGAAGGGCAAUGAGGUUCUACUGAAUAUGCCGGAGCCCAACCUUCCUGUAGAAGACGUGGAUGAUCAGGAUAUCACUAUGCAAGGACUGCCUGUGGCUCAGGAGCAGGGGAAAGACUAUCGCAUGUCACAGGAGGAAAAAUGAUGGUAUAUGGUGCUCAAGCAGAACUUAUUUAAAUGGAUGCCUAUAUUUUUAACACCAUUACAGGCGUCACUCAUAAGACUGGAGCCAAAUCGAGAAGUAAUGUAAAUAGAUUGUUAUAGUAAUGUAAAAAUAUUGUUGGCUUCAGGUCACCAUGAGAUUUGUCUGCAUGUGAGAGACCAGCAAAUCAGGGCAAAAUAAAACAUUUCUGUGUGUAAAUACUGAACUGCUCAUAAGGUAUCUAUACACAUGAAGGACAAGACAGUGUUUUCUACGUAGGGCUUUGGAUUUCUCACUUAUCAGGUUGUAUGCAUAUCUACUGCAUAGAACAUCAUGUCUAUUUAAUAUCCAGGUAGACAUAUAGCAGCCUUUGGAGUUAUCUAUGUCCCGCAACCAAGCCAUGUCUUUGCUAGGAUGUAACUGAUAGGGAAGCCUCCUACCUACAGCAAAGGGUGAGGUCUAGGGUUGCAAGCAUUAAAUGUUAUUGCGUGACAGGCCAGGUAAGACUGCCUGCUCAUCUUGAAACUUUUGAGGUAUGCAAGCUUUUCUAAAAGGUUAAGUCCACCUUUUACAAAAUAACAAUACAUUUGCAGAAAAAAAAUUGCAAUUAUUAUUUUAUUUUUUUUUGCAAAUGAACCUGCACAGCAUUGCAACUGCAAACAGUGGACUGAGGACGCAAUGUCAGGCCCUUGUAGACUCUACUAAAAGCUGUGUCUGUACUAAGUUAUGGACUUUCAGUUAGAUAGCUAGAGAAAGUGUCAAUGGACUUUGAGUGCGAUGAUCAUUACACUUCCAUUGAAAUUACAUCUGUCCGCCAACGAGAUUGUGAUGUCACCGCCAGGUCUCUUCACCUCAUCCAAUCAGAGAGCACUUUGCAUUCAUGAAGAAAAUGGCAAAGCUAGCAACUAGGGUUGUCCCGAUACCGAUACCAGUAUCAGUAUCGGGACCGAUACCGAGUAUUUGCGGGAGUACUUGUA
This is a messenger RNA of Rana temporaria (common frog), 1999 nucleotides long. RefSeq names its product CD40 molecule (gene CD40). NCBI's taxonomy places the organism in Eukaryota, Metazoa, Chordata, Amphibia, Anura, Ranidae. The transcript is spliced from 10 exons. Gene Ontology annotation, biological process: defense response to virus; positive regulation of endothelial cell apoptotic process; positive regulation of canonical NF-kappaB signal transduction. Gene Ontology annotation, cellular component: CD40 receptor complex; external side of plasma membrane. Gene Ontology annotation, molecular function: protein binding; antigen binding. The coding region runs from base 177 to 1025 and encodes 282 amino acids. The record is from RefSeq and is a predicted model, not a curated record.